AUGAAAAGUUUCAUUGUAUUUGCUGUUUUUGUAGCAAUAUCUGUAGCUCUGCCUUUUGAAGUUUUUGAAGAUGAAACUGGGCAAGAAUUCGUUUUAGUUCCAGUCCAAAGGCAAAGAAGGGAUGUGACAUGGUUAGUCGACGAGGAUAAAUACGGUUUAGGACAAAAAGGAAAAUUUUUCAGUAACAACAAUCACCAAUUUGAUGGUUCCUACGGUGCAUCAAAAGCAUGGGGAUCGCACGGGCUUAAACCUGACACAUUCGGUGGACGUUUGGACUACAUCAACAAACCAUCUGGUUCUACAGGUUUCGUGGGCGUAGACAGAACACCAGGAUAUGGGACUGAUGUCACUGCUGGAGCUAAAUAUAAUAUUGCUCAAGGGAAAAAUUGGGGAGCUGAUGUUACUGGACAGUAUGGAAGGCAUUUUGGAGGACCCGGUGGUACUGGAAAGCCUGAAGCGGGAGUUUCCUUAAACGUGGAAGGAAAAUUCUAA
This is a messenger RNA of Psylliodes chrysocephalus, 492 nucleotides long. The record is from the annotation of a GenBank genome assembly. Lineage: Eukaryota; Metazoa; Arthropoda; Insecta; Coleoptera; Chrysomelidae.